GCGCCGCGGCGGGGAACUACAUUUCCCACAAGUCUGCGGGGCCGGGCGUCGGCGCCGGAGCGGGACAGGCCUUGCCCGGCGACACCAAGUUUCAUGCAGGCUCCUGGGGAAGCUGGUGCUGCUGCUGCUGCUCCCUGAUCCCCGCGGACAGACCUUGGGACGGAGGCCGGCGCUGGCGGCUGGAGAUGGCGGGCACGAGGUCGGUGCACGAAACCAGGUUCGAGGCGGCGGUGAAGGUGAUCCAGAGUUUGCCGAAAAAUGGUUCAUUCCAGCCAACAAAUGAAAUGAUGCUGAAGUUCUAUAGCUUCUACAAACAGGCAACUGAAGGACCCUGUAAACUUUCAAGGCCUGGGUUCUGGGAUCCUAUUGGAAGAUACAAAUGGGAUGCUUGGAGUUCACUGGGUGAUAUGACCAAAGAGGAAGCCAUGAUUGCAUAUGUUGAAGAAAUGAAAAAGAUUCUUGAAACUAUGCCGAUGACUGAGAAAGUUGAAGAAUUGCUGCAUGUCAUAGGUCCAUUUUAUGAAAUUGUAGAGGACAAAAAGAGUGGCAGGAGCUCUGAUUUAACCUCAGAUCUUGGUAAUGUUCUAACUUCUACUCCAAAUGCCAAAACUGUUAAUGGCAAAGCUGAAAGCAGUGAUAGUGGAGCUGAGUCUGAGGAAGAAGAGGUCCAAGAAGAAAUAAAAAGAGCAGACCAGAGUGAUGAUGAUAAGAAAAUCGUCACGAAACCAUCAGGCCAUGAAAACUUGGAAAUCAUUGUGACCAGUGGCUCUGAUAAAGACAGUUUUGUUCAGGAUAUACAGGCAGACAUUCAUGCCAGUUCAUCCUUGAAUGGCAUAAGGACUGAAGAAGUCAAACCGGUUGAUCAGCACUUGGAGCUACCCGGAAAAACCACUGUCUCUGUUCACCAAGAUAUAAAUGAUGAUCAUGUCGAAGAUGUUUCAGGAAUUCAGCAUUUGACAAGUGAUUCGGAUAGUGAAGUUUACUGUGAUUCAAUGGAGCAGUUUGGACAAGAAGAGUCUUUAGACAGCUUUAUGUCAAACAAUGGACCAUUUCAACACUACGUGGAUGGUGAUCUCAAUAAACCCUUGGAGAACUGUGGUUUUCCUGAAGAUGUUCAAGUGCCUCCUGGAAGUGGCGGCGUUGGGACUGUUCAGGUGGUAGCAGUGGAAGGGAAAGGUGCAGUAAAGCACGGAGGUGAAGAUGGCAGAAGUGACAGUGGAGCGCCACACCGUGAGAAGCGAGCUGGAGAAAGCGAGGAGCUCUCUGGUGUCCGAAGAGGCAGAGGUCAUAGGAUGCAGCAUUUGAGCGAAGGAGCCAAAAGUCGGCAAGUGGGAAGUGGAGGUGAUGGUGAACGCUGGGGCUCGGACAGAGGGUCCCGAGGGAGCCUCAAUGAGCAGAUUGCUCUGGUGCUCAUGAGAUUGCAAGAGGACAUGCAGAAUGUCCUUCAGAGACUGCAGAAACUGGAAACGCUAACUGCUUCCCAGGCAAAAUCAUCAGAACUGCAGAGCAGUGUUCAGCCCUCCUCACAGAGACCAUCUUGGUGGCCCUUCGAGAUCUCUCCCGGUGCAUUAACUUUUGCUAUCAUAUGGCCUUUUAUUGCCCAGUGGCUGGUGCAUUUGUAUUAUCAGAGAAGGAGAAGAAAACUGAAUUGAAGAAAGUGGUAUCUUACCCAAGAAGACUGCUGGGCCUGGAUCACCUGAGAAUGAAAUGGAUUGUGGAGUUCACAAGAAAAUCUAGUUGUAAUGAUUACAUUUCUUUUUGUUGUCCAGUAGUUUGGUUUGUGUACAUAUAUAUAUAUAUUUUUUUGCACUACACAAAUGAUAACGUUUUAAGGACUAAUAUUGCUGAUACUUGAAUAAUCAAUCUCUACUAGGUUGUAAGUAGCAUAUAUAGAUAGAUUUGCCCUGCACUUGAACUUGAAGGACAUUAAAUUAUUAAUUAUUGUUCGGUAACAUGUUUACCUGAUUAUCUCCCAUAGAGAAAUAUAAGCUGCUUUUCCAAGGUACAGUUGUGAUAAUGAGAUCAGAUUUAUAAAUGGAUAUUUUUAAUUUUCUAAGUUAAAUAUAUAAGAAGGAAUGCAAACAGGUGUGAAUUUCAAGUGAGAUUAAGUCACUUUGUAUCUUAGUCACUUAAUUGCCCUGCUAUGUAGUAAAGAAUUGCUGGGAGAAUCUUCACAUUCAUUUUGCAGGCUGUCCUUGAUCUAUCUUGGGCAUUCACAAUUCCGAGUUUGGUGUUCUUUAUUUGUUAAUUAUUACAAAGAGGAGUAGAGUCUCAUGUAUUAGACAGCUUUUACAAGGGAUUCAAAGAGACACAACCUGCUGAUGGAAAUGAGGAAGCCUGGGCUUCCUGGAGGCUUCACGGUGGGUUCUGAGCCUUCAGAUGAUGAGUAAGGUUUUUAUUCAUGUGCAUUUAUUACUUUCUAAUCAUGUUUCUUUCACUGUUACCUAGUGUCUGCUUCAUAGGGUGCUUUAAAAUACAAAAUGAAAACUUAUUUAUACUGUUUUUACAAAGGUUAAAAAGGAGACACAUGAAAAUCACUUUUCUGCAACUGGCGAACUAUAUAGACUGGACUCUUAACCUCUUAGUGCCUCAGAUUUUCCUUCGGGGUAUAAUAUUUCACACGUACCUGCUUCACAGGGGUAUUGGAAGGCUUUGCAGCUAACAGGCUGCAUGUUUCCAAGGGAAUAAGGCAUGCCCAACUAAUGGAAAUGUAGGUCUCCGCUCAUCUCCCACAUUUAGACCGAAUACCUAUUUUAGGUUCUUGAAGACCUGGUUUAGAAAGUCAUUUCUUCCUGUUUACCUUUCAAAACUUCCUGCUCACUUCGAUGUACCUUGUGCUUUAACGAUUUGCUGGAUUCAAAGGCUUUGUUGUAAAUAAUUUUUAAGCAUUCUCGGUUUGUAUGGUGUUGGGUUUGGCAUCAUGUGGUCAGAGUUCUAAGUGAGAGGAAAGAGUCCAUCUCCGGCACACAGGCUGCCUCUGUGUGCGCUUGAAGAGAAGGUAUGAUACAGUUUGCUUUGCCCAAACUCGUUUUCUUUCAUGUGACUUGGUGGUUACUUUUAAAUCUCAGCUUGAUUAAAAUAUGUUUGUCUAAAGGGAUCUACUGAUAUUUGCUUUUAAAAACCUGCCCUUUACUUAUUCCGAAAAAAAAAAAAAUGAAGCAAGCAAUUGAAUUAUAUGUAAAAGUAAAAUUUAGAACUUUGGAUCAGGGAUUAUUUUCAAAAGCUAGAUACCAAUUUGGUAUCAGAAAGUGGUAGCUUUUCUUUUAGUACUUAAGUAAACAAAAUGCAAUUAAGAAUGUAAGCAGUUGUGAUUCAUUACAAGCAGGCAGGGGUAACUAACUCCUAGGGUUAACCAUUUGUAUCUUGUUCCAAAGUCUUAUUUUAUAAUUUGAAAAACACUUUGCACACAGUUCUUGUAUAUAAAAGUAAAGAUGUAAUUAUCGGGUAUAGUGUUUCUGCUUUGUUUAAUGACAACCUCAUUUUACAUUUAAAUUGGACAGCUAUGGUAUUUUUUUAAUGACCAACUUCUUUUCUGUUUAUUGUAAAAAUAAGUUAAAAAUAAAAGGUUAAUGAGAAAUAAAAUGGUAUUUAUUGUUA
Messenger RNA from Lepus europaeus (European hare), 3597 nucleotides. RefSeq names its product acyl-CoA binding domain containing 5 (gene ACBD5). The record is from RefSeq and is a predicted model, not a curated record. Lineage: Eukaryota; Metazoa; Chordata; Mammalia; Lagomorpha; Leporidae. Gene Ontology annotation, biological process: autophagy of peroxisome; fatty acid metabolic process. The transcript is spliced from 13 exons. Gene Ontology annotation, cellular component: peroxisome. Gene Ontology annotation, molecular function: fatty-acyl-CoA binding. Bases 186 to 1652 code for a protein of 488 amino acids.